AUGGGUUUGUCGACUACAUCUCAAUACAUACGGCUUGAUUCUGGCCCCAAAGAAGGCAAGAUAUAUCUGUAUGCUGAAUGCGACGAUGGAGACGACUGGAAACUCAGCAAGAUCUGCCUUGACGACUACCUUGGGAUCAGCCAGGGUUGCAAAGGAUUCGACACCACGUCAGAAAACACUGCCUCAGCCCAGAACAAAUUGUUAACUUCGUAUUUCGUGCCAGGCAGCCUCGUUCUCAAGGAUGGAUCUGUGCUGCAUGGAAAGGUCCGUGAGGAGGAUGGUGGGUGGGAUACGUCCAUAUACCUUGACAUUCUCUUCGACAAUGACGCUGGAACAUUGAAAAGAUGGGAAUGGCCAAACUCUCUAGUGGCAACGGCAGGGUUGCUCGGCGCCAGUAGUGACGGAAAGUCCUUGACAGGGCUACUUCUAUCCCCGAAUGGCAAACUGACUACUUCCGAGCUAUUGAUGGGUGGAAAGUGUGACUACUUUGAUGUCAUGGAUGAGCGUGGAGUGCGACCCAGUUCCGACGGCAGCGUCGAACGCGUUUAUCCCCUUCUUCACGACAGAAGCGAGCUAGUGUUGGGCUGCUUACUUUUCGAAAAUAGAAGUCAUGGGUUUGGUAGCAGAAGCGGAUCCGUCUCUCUGCGCAAAUAUCUCAGUAAUUCCAAGGGAACCUUAUCGAUGGAUGAGCCAAGCCAAGUUUCGAAUGGUGAUCUCCCCGCUACAGUAAUCGCGGACUUUCAAAAAGAGUUACCUAAUGUGGCAUUUGGCCUUGCGGGAAAGGAAUCAUUAGCCAAUGAGACAACUAGACCCUUCGCGCUAUGCAUCUAUACCGCUGUGAUGACUUGUGGCGCCGUCCUAAAUCGCAUCAUCUUUGGGAAGGUAGGAACUGGGUAUGCAGCUGCUCUUGCCUUCAAGGCUGGAUCGACCGUCAAAUCUGCUACCGGCCCUAUUAUACGAGACCCUAAGAUGAGUGACGAGGUAGCGGCGGUGGCCAUCUACAGGGUUCUGAAGGAAGAGAUUCCAGCCAUCACUGGGACGACGGUCAAGGAGGUAUUGAACAUGUCGACUGAGCUUCAAGGGGGUUCGUAUGACGAAGAAAAAUAUGUAUCCCCUUACACAAAAUCCACUCUGGCAGCAGCAGACCUUCGUGACAUUGACAAAGCGGUAUUCGACGGCGCAAUGGGCGGAUGGGGCCGGAUCAUCACCUCGGUUGAAAAGGCCCUUACCGAGGACAUGUCCGAGGAUGACCUCAAGCAUAUGUUCGAUGACAAAAAUCACGAUGGAGUAGACCUCCUUGAUCCGCCCGCAACAGGCGAGAAAGACUACAUAUCCGAUUGGGUACAGAGUAUAAAAGACAUCCAGGCUGAACUGUACCUUCUUGAACCGGAUAUCGGUGCUUCCGCCGAAAAGAGCACUAAUAACGCACUGGAAGCCAUAUCUAACGGACUUGAUGGACUGAAUCAACUUCUCGAUUUCUGGCCGGAUUAUAAAGGAGAUGAUGAAACCAACGAGACGCGCACGUCAAUCAUCAAUUCCGCCACAGAACUCAUCGAAGGUGGAGUCAAGGACGUGAAAGAAACAGAUCAGGACACCUCGGUCCUCGACAAGGUGCACACGCUCGAAGAAAAACUAACUGGCCUAAAAACCAAAUUCCAUGAAGAAACAACUGUGGAGAAAGCUGAGCUAGACAAGAUAAAGUCUGAGCUACCAACGGUGGUUGAGAAGAUGUUUGCUGAUUGGAAACUAUAUCAAAGCGCACAAGGCGCAUUAUUGGUCAAGAUUCGAGACUUAGGGAACGCAGAGCUAAAACACGAUGUUGAUGCAUCCAUUCAAGCCGGUGUGACAUGGUACAAGGAUCUUCUUCGAAGACGCACUUCUGCCCUUGAAGAACCUCAGAGCCUGGCUGACGCGGCAGCAGCAACUUACCUCAAGUCUGAGAAGAUAGUGGUCGACCUACAGGCUCAUCAGGCAAAAUUGAACAACGUCAGUAAACUUCGAUUCUCAGUCGAUCGUGAGAUUGCCAAAGCAGAGAUGAUUAUUGGUGACCUGAAAAUCAUGAUCAACGGAACAAAGCAGCAAGAAGAUCGAAUUCUGACCGUAACUGAUCUCCUUUCAUCCACUUUCAAUGAUUUGCUGCACGUUGGUGAGCCCCCGUAUCAUCGACAGGACCGGAAGAUUGAAGAUCAAUUGUGCACAACGGUGUUGAAGGCCCAUCGGGAAUCUUUGAUUGAUCUAGCUUUUGUCGACAGUGCAAAGAAGGCCGUCACGACGAUUCAAAGUUGGUUUGAUGAUGACAUGCCCAAGAAAGUCCAGGAGGAGAUUGAUGCCAUUACGAAGAAUCCAUUGUAUCAGUCACAAGCAAUUGACGAUGACGACGGCGUUCCUCUAGUUGGUGGAGGUCGAUAA
Molecule: messenger RNA, 2409 nt
Organism: Talaromyces amestolkiae
Lineage: Eukaryota; Fungi; Ascomycota; Eurotiomycetes; Eurotiales; Trichocomaceae
Exons: 7
Coding region: 1-2409 (802 amino acids)
Source: RefSeq, a predicted model, not a curated record